Prionailurus viverrinus (fishing cat) is the source of this 5138-nucleotide messenger RNA. RefSeq names its product MINDY lysine 48 deubiquitinase 2 (gene MINDY2). Gene Ontology annotation, cellular component: cytosol; cell periphery. Gene Ontology annotation, biological process: protein K48-linked deubiquitination. Gene Ontology annotation, molecular function: cysteine-type deubiquitinase activity; cysteine-type carboxypeptidase activity; K48-linked deubiquitinase activity. The record is from RefSeq and is a predicted model, not a curated record. Bases 178 to 2064 code for a protein of 628 amino acids. Lineage: Eukaryota; Metazoa; Chordata; Mammalia; Carnivora; Felidae. The transcript has 9 exons.
CAGGCAGGCGGAUAGCGCGGCGGCGCGCGCGCGCGCUCCCGGUGCCCUUCCCGUGACGUGCCUGGCCGAGGCCGCGCAAGGGCGCUGUAGCUGCCAGUGCCGCUGUCAUGGCGUCCGAGGCGCUGGCUGAAGAGAACCCGCCGCGGUCUCCUUAGAGCGAGGGGCUGGCGGCUGGGCAUGGAGAGCGGCCCCGAGAGCCUGCAGCCACUAGAACACGGGGUGGCCAUCGGGCCAACGCCAGGGACAGGUUCUCCGCAGGAAGGGCCACCGGAGACCAGGCUCGCCGCCGGAGAUGGUCCUGGAGUAUGGGCGGCGGAGAGCAGAGGCGGGAAUGGGCAGGGGGCGGCGGCCGCCGGGAGGAGCCUCUUGGACUCCGUUUCUCCCGCCGGCUCUCCUCAGGUUCCCAGACCCUGCAGCUCCUUUCCGGGCUUGGACUUGAAGGAGAGCGAUUUGGAGAACAUUGCUGCCCAGAAGGCGCCUCUGAGAGGGCAACACAAGGUGACCGCCUCGCCGGAGACCGCGGAGGCCGGAGCGGACCAUGGAUCGGGUCCGGCCGGAGACGCCGGCUGCCGCGCGGAUUCCGCCGGCACCUGCCGGGCAGAGUUGGCGGCCGCCGGCUCCGAGGAGCCUAGCAGCGCCGGCGGCCUCAGUAGCAGUUGCAGCGACCCGAGCCCUCCUGGGGAAUCGCCAAGCCUGGACUCCCUGGAGUCGUUCUCUAACCUGCAUUCUUUCCCCAGUAGCUCUGAGUUUAAUAGUGAGGAGGGAGCAGAGAACCGGGUCCCCGGGGAGGAGGAGGAGGGCGAGGGCGCGGCGGUGUUGCCCCGGGCUGUGCCUCUUUGCCGAGAAGAGGAGGAGGAGGAGGAGGGGGAGGAAGCUCAGGUACUGGCGGCCUCCAAGGAACGCUUCCCGGGACAAUCUGUCUAUCACAUCAAGUGGAUCCAGUGGAAGGAAGAGAACACACCCAUCAUCACUCAGAAUGAGAAUGGACCCUGCCCUUUGCUGGCCAUCCUCAAUGUUUUGCUUCUGGCCUGGAAGGUGAAACUUCCACCGAUGAUGGAAAUCAUAACUGCUGAACAGCUGAUGGAAUAUUUAGGAGAUUACAUGCUUGAUGCAAAGCCAAAAGAAAUUUCAGAAAUUCAACGUUUAAACUAUGAGCAGAAUAUGAGUGAUGCUAUGGCAAUCUUGCACAAACUACAGACAGGCUUGGAUGUAAAUGUAAAAUUCACUGGUGUUCGAGUGUUUGAAUAUACACCAGAAUGCAUAGUAUUUGAUCUUCUUGAUAUUCCUUUGUACCAUGGGUGGUUAGUGGACCCACAGAUUGAUGACAUUGUAAAAGCUGUUGGUAACUGCAGCUACAACCAGCUAGUGGAGAAGAUCAUCUCUUGUAAGCAGUCAGACAAUAGUGAGCUGGUUAGUGAAGGCUUUGUAGCUGAGCAGUUUCUAAAUAACACAGCCACUCAACUGACAUACCAUGGAUUAUGUGAACUAACUUCAACGGUUCAGGAAGGAGAACUUUGUGUGUUCUUUCGGAAUAAUCAUUUUAGCACCAUGACCAAAUACAAGGGUCUACUGUAUUUGCUGGUAACAGACCAGGGGUUUCUUACGGAAGAAAAAGUUGUUUGGGAAAGCCUACACAAUGUGGAUGGUGAUGGAAAUUUCUGUGACUCAGAAUUUCAUCUGCGGCCUCCUUCAGAUCCUGAAACCGUAUACAGAGGACAACAGGAUCAGAUAGAUCAGGACUAUCUUAUGGCAUUAUCUCUACAACAAGAACAGCAGAGCCAAGAGAUCAACUGGGAACAAAUACCCGAAGGAAUCAGUGAUUUGGAACUAGCAAAGAAACUCCAAGAAGAGGAGGAUAGACGGGCUUCUCAAUAUUACCAGGAACAGGAACAAGCAGCAGCAGCAGCUGCUGCUUCUGCUUCUCCACAGGCCCAGCAAAGCCAGCCAGCACAAGCCUCUCCAUCAAGUGGAAGACAAUCUGGGAAUAGUGAACGUAAACGAAAGGAACCUCGAGAAAAAGAUAAAGAAAAAGAAAAGGACAAAAAUAGCUGUGUCAUUUUGUAACAAGUGGUGGGUUCUGUUGGAUGCGUCUGUAUGUCUUGAGAAACAAAACCACAGGAGGAAAGGAAGAAAAACCGAUAAAUACCGUCUGUGCCUGAUUUCCCAAUGGAUUUUGUUCAUGUUUUUCAGGGGAAAGGUUGUUACUUAGUUACAAUCAGACUUUUUCAAGUCACACAGUACACUCUUCGUGAGCUGGAGUUUCACGUUACAAGUUGGAAAUGCUGUGUGGUAUCAUACAUGAAAAAUACUGCACUUGUAGCCAAAUAAGCAAAUCACAGCAAAUUUUGUGUCAUAGUGACAUUCAUAACUCAUAUCAGUUAGUAAGCUAUUUUAUCUUUUGUUCUAACAAUGAAUGGAGGUAACUGAUUUUGUCUGAUUCCUUCCUGAAAUCUAAAUAUUAGCACAAUAGUUUCUGAAAUUAAUUUUUACAAUGUUAAAUUAUUAUCUAAUCCAAGAGAAACCAGGGGGUUAAUAUAGGGAUAUAAAAGGAAAACACACACACACACAGACACACACAAUCUCUCUCACACACACACACACACACACACACACACACACACACACACAAAACACAAGAAACAAACCAAGACAAAAAAUAACAAAUAAAUAACCUUUAAUCCUGUAUUGGACUAGUUCAGCCCUUGAACAGCUUUACCUUUCUUUAGGAAUGUACAUUUUAGAUACUAUCUUGAGAACUGAUAAUGGAGCUUGGGUUUAAUUUAGAUAGAAAAAAUAAGUUGUAUUUCUUUUCCAAUAGCAAAAAAAUUACAUAACACUAAUACUCAUAUUCUGUAAAAUCAGAUAUUAAUGACUUUGUAGUGUUGUGAAAUUUUGAGGAAUUUUGAAAUCUUUAAUAUACGUAACUUGUACUACAGUUACUAUUUAUUGAAAGUGCGAUAACUGAUAAGAAGGAAACCACAGUGGAUGCUAGGCCUUGUAAAUACAGGAAUAUAGAAAAGCAGAUAGUUCAAAUGUCUACCUUUUUCUAGAAUUACCUUGAACCUUAAAAUUUAAAUCAUGUUUAUUUGCUAGAAAAUUAUGUAUACUUAGUAAAGCCAACAAAAAAGCACAUUUCUGAAAGGAAGUUAGAGAUAUAAUCUCUGAGUCUAGUGAAACGCAUUAAUAAAAAUCUGCUUGAAAAUAGAUAAGAAUUGGGAGGAAUUUAUGUAAAAGCAAUCAGACUUUUUUAACUUAUGGGAACCAAAUAGACCUAUAACAUCUUGUAGUGUUUAUAGGAUUCAGAAAGAAUAUUUAUUGAACUUUAUUAUGAGGCAACACAUAUUUUCCUGUAUUUCUACUAUCCUUAAUAGUCCUUUUUAUAUAUGCUUUAUAUUUAAAAGUUUGAUUUAGUCAUUUUUGAAAAGACUAUUGCUGCUGCAGGUAGUUAUGUGAUUUACAUUCUAAGCCUCAGUAAAUUUGUUUAGGAGCAUCUUUAUCUAACCUGAGCAUCCACUUGGAGAAUGUUUUUUGUGGUCUGGGGUGACAGUAGACUACAAAAAAAAAAAUGUGGUGUAGAGUUCUUAAACUAUGUCUUUAACAUUCUCCAUGAUCCAAGACUAUUUAUAGGAUGUGUCUGUAUGUAAAAAUAAAAAGUAAAGUCUUAUUUAUGGAAGGAAUUAUUCUAAGGGAAAAAUCCAGGGUCAAGCUGUAUCUUUUAUGUCAUGUCCUUCUGUAUUGCAUGUCUGGUUAUGUUAUACCAUUUGUUACUCCUUCAGAUUUCCUAUACUAGCAUGAUAAAUCAUCAGAGAACCUGUUUGGGGUAUAACACUUUGAUACAAAAUAUCUGGUGAGUCUCUUGUUAAUAACCUAGAAUAUGUGUACAUUGUGAAAUAAUCAAAUUACUACAGAAUUCUCUGUUGGCUCAAGCAAGUUGACCUUAGUUCAAGUUUACUCUUGAUAUCACUCUAUUGGUUGGAGGAGGAAAAUGAAACCUUAGGGUUUGUUUUUCCUAGAAGAGAUAGUAGUGACAGUGCAUUAUAUUUUAAUAUGAAAAACAAAACAGUAAAUCCUGAGAAAUUUUAAAAAGCAUAUUUGAGGCGUAUUUUUCCAUAAUUAUAUACUUAUCUAUUUAUUACCCUUGAAAAAUAUAUGUGUAAAAGUUAUUCUUCUGUUAUUUGUUACUAUCUUCUUAAUUUGUUCCAAAGAUAAUACUGCCAUUCUGCAUUCCCUCUGGAAGGAAAAAAACAAAAAACAAAAAACAAAAAAAAAAACAACUCAAAACCAGCAGUGCUGCUAUCAGAUAAGUAGAUGUCAAUGUAUACUUAUAAAAAAUAACUAAAAAAUGUAAUGUGUUUGUUAAUCCAACCUUUUUUCUACAUAAUAUUUCCAACUCAGACUUUCUUACAUUCCUGGAAUUCAGUUUGAUAUACCAAGAGUAAUACUGAUAAAAUGUUUGCUUUGAUUACUGUGAGGAAAAAACUAAAUGUUCAAUUCUAUUAAAACAAACUUCUUGGGAGAUACUGGUUUCCCAACCUUGAAGGUUAGAGCUAUUGUGUCUUUAUAUUCUUAAAUUUUGCUCAAGGCAACAAAUUACAUAUUCAGACAUUUCAUUGCUGGUUUGGGGAUAUUGGAAUUUGAUAGUGGUGUAUUACAGGCUUUCCUUCGCAAUAUUUUGUAGUACUUGAAAACUGUUACAUGAACUGCUAGCAGAAGUUAGAACUUAAACAUUUUUGUUUUUAAUAUUUGUAGGCUAGAUUAGGGACACAUUUGUAUCAACCGAUCACUAUUACAGCUAGCAAAAGAGACAUGAAUGAAUGGAUGUGGUCACUGCACUUUCUUGUACUUUCAAAGGCUAUUUCAUAAGUUUAGUGACCAGUCUUUGUUAGCAAUAUGAAAAGUGUCCUCAUGUGUAACCCCAGUGAAUCAACAAUGCUGUGAUUUACAAUAGGUUAUCAACACUUAGAAGUACGUGUGAGAGAGAGAGAGAGAAUGUGUGUGUGUGUGUGUGUGUGUGUGUGUGUGUGUGUGUGCGCGCGCGUGCGCGCGCGCGCGCGUGCAUGUGAGUGUGUGUGUUUGAAGCAAGGAUCCAUGACUUCUAUUGUCAAAGGAAUCUGGGAACCUUCCCUCAAAUUUUACCA